ACCACGAUAGUUGGGCUGUGUAUGUGAGGCGAAGAGGAAGAUUUAGGAAUUCGUCUAAAGACUCGCAGCACCGCUUGUGGAAAAAAUUACAAUAAUGACCUAGCAGUGCAGCCAGCUUCUAGCGUUCCCUCGUACAUCUGAGUGUGUGAUCCGGGUUAUGAGCAGCAGUAAGACGCCUCGCUACAACCGAUACUCUGCAGGAGCGGUGGCCUCAUCAUCCAUUCCCAGCAGCCCCUCCACCCCUCCAGCAGACUCUGGUAGUGGGAGCAGGAUGGAGGCAUCAUUCGGCCCCACCUUCUCAGCCGUGGCUUCUGGAGCCAAAGCAGAGGGAACCAGCACCUACAAGCAGCACAGGAGAACUCCCUCCUCCUCCAGCACUCUGACUUACUCCCCUCGCGACGAUGAUGAUGGGAUGCCUCCCAUCGGCACUCCUCGGAGGUCCGACUCGGCCAUUUCAGUCCGAUCACUCCACUCUGAGUCCAACAUGUCCCUGCGCUCCACUUUCUCCCUGCAUGAAGAGGAGGAGGACACGCAGGAGCCGCAGGUGUUCGCUGAGCAGCCGUCGGUAAAGCUGUGCUGUCAGCUGUGCUGCAACGUCUUCAAGGACCCCGUCAUCACCACGUGUGGGCACACCUUCUGCAGACGCUGUGCCUUGACUUCAGACAAGUGCCCCGUGGAUGCCGCUAAGCUAACGGUUGUUGUGAACAACAUCGCGGUAGCCGAGCAGAUCGGAGAGCUUUUCAUCCACUGUAAAUACGGCUGCAGAGCCACAGCCAGCGCCACAGCCGGAGCGGCAGCAUCCGCAUCCACCGUGGCGGGGAAACCUGGGGCGUACGAAGUGGACCCGCUGGGCUGCCCGUUCACUAUUAAACUGUCUACACGCAAGGAACAUGAGGCCAGCUGUGACUACAGACCAGUACGAUGCCCCAACAACCCCUCCUGCCCACCACUCCUCACCAUGAACCUGGAGGCUCACCUCAAAGAGUGCGAGCACAUCAAAUGUCCACACUCCAAAUAUGGCUGUACAUUCAUAGGAAACCAGGACACGUAUGAAACGCAUCUGGAGGUGUGUAAAUUUGAGGGCCUGAAGGAGUUUCUGCAGCAGACUGAUGACAGGUUCCAUGAGAUGCAGCUGACUCUGGCCCAGAAGGACCAAGACAUCGCUUUCCUCCGCUCCAUGCUGGGAAAACUUUCUGAGAAGUUGGAUCAGCUGGAGAAAAACCUGGAACUUAAAUUUGACAUGUUGGACGAGAAUCAGAGUAAACUCAGCGAGGACCUGAUGGAAUUUCGAAGAGAUGCCUCCAUGCUUAACGACGAGUUGUCCCACAUCAACGCCAGGCUCAACAUGGGAAUCCUGGGCUCAUACGACCCACAGCAGAUCUUUAAGUGUAAGGGGACGUUCGUCGGCCACCAGGGUCCAGUCUGGUGUCUCUGUGUCUACUCCACAGGGGACCUGCUGUUCUCCGGUUCCUCUGAUAAGACAAUUAAGGUCUGGGACACCUGCACCACCUACAAGUGUCAGAAAACCCUGGAAGGUCACGAUGGCAUCGUACUGGCUCUCUGCAUCCAGGGAAACAGACUUUACAGCGGCUCUGCUGAUUGCACCAUCAUUGUGUGGGACAUCCAGACACUGCAGAAAGUCAACACCAUCCGUGCCCAUGACAACCCCGUUUGCACACUGGUCUCCUCCCACAACAUGUUGUUCAGCGGCUCCCUCAAGGCCAUUAAGGUGUGGGACAUUGUGGGCACGGAGCUGAAGCUGAAGAAGGAGCUGACCGGUCUGAAUCACUGGGUCAGAGCACUGGUGGCCUCCCAGAACCACCUGUACAGUGGCUCAUAUCAGACCAUCAAGAUUUGGGACAUCCGGUCUCUGGAGUGUGUCCACGUCCUGCAGACCAGCGGAGGCAGCGUCUACUCCAUCGCCGUCACCAACCACCACAUCGUCUGCGGCACCUACGAGAACCUCAUCCAUGUGUGGGAUAUUGAGUCUAAAGAGCAGGUGCGAACCCUGACGGGUCACGUGGGAACAGUCUACGCUCUGGCUGUCAUCUCCACCCCGGACCAGACCAAAGUGUUCAGCGCCUCCUACGACCGCUCCCUGCGGGUGUGGAGCAUGGACAACAUGAUCUGUACUCAGACCCUGCUGAGACAUCAGGGCAGCGUUACCGCGCUGGCCGUCUCCAGAGGUCGUCUUUUCUCUGGAGCUGUCGACAGCACCGUCAAGGUGUGGACAUGCUAAACACUCCAAUGGCCUCCAGCUGACUUCGCCUCUCAGUAAUUUCACGCAAUUUCCUCCUCUGCAUUUCUAUGAUUGUGAGUCACACACUCCCUGGUGGCCUCACCACCAGUGCAUUUUGGUGCACAAGACGAGUUUUAUAUCAGUGCCAUGAUAAGGCUGCAUUCAGAGCCACUAAAACGGUUGUACAGUUGGGUAAAAAUAACCUAGUGCCGCUCGCGGACUUGUGCCCACAAGUUAACUCUCACCAGCCCGCAUGACGACGAGAAGAAGCUGGUCAGCGUGCAUGCACGUGCCUGGUAAUGUGUGUAUAGGUGAGUUUGUUUCAGUGAGUGCCAUACAUGUGAUAAAAAGUAAGGAACGGCUGUAAUGGCGUGUCUUGUUUUUUUCUCCUUGGUCUCCCUCCUUCCUCCUCUCUGACCCUAAUGAACACAGCUGCAUCAAAGAGCCACUAGGCUCAAGUCCAGCUUUACUAAAUGAUGUUUGAGGGCCCAUAUUGGGUUGAAAAUAUGAAAAAGUAAUAACUAAACAUGUCUGGGAGGACAGUUUAUUAAAUUUUUCUGUUAAAUUGACAUUCUGGCUAAACUAGACUUUACUAGGGGUUUUUUUCCCUCCAUCUCUAGUGGGACUGCAGCCUUGGUGAUGAAGGCAGAGAAUAGGAAGAGAGGAAGAGUUUUCACUGGUCACAUUUUCAGUGAUUUCUUGUAUACAUGUAAUCAUGUAAGCUCGAGUUGAUCAUUGAUCAAUAAAACUGUUGUACACUUUCA
Melanotaenia boesemani (Boeseman's rainbowfish) is the source of this 3003-nucleotide messenger RNA. It is a transcript of the gene traf7, whose product is annotated as TNF receptor-associated factor 7. Gene Ontology annotation, biological process: Notch signaling pathway; ribosomal large subunit assembly. Gene Ontology annotation, molecular function: zinc ion binding; protein binding. The transcript has 22 exons. The coding region runs from base 158 to 2239 and encodes 693 amino acids. Gene Ontology annotation, cellular component: nucleolus. Lineage: Eukaryota; Metazoa; Chordata; Actinopteri; Atheriniformes; Melanotaeniidae. The record is from RefSeq and is a predicted model, not a curated record.